AUUGCUUCACGAGUAUGGCUUCAUCAAUCCUCUUUCUUGAACCACUUUUGAUGGUCCAUUAUAAGAAAUAUAUACUAGCAAAUUGAGUUUUGUCCUAAAGAUAUAACAGUGGUGUCUGGCCAGCUUGCUCUUGUUAUGUUAUAACAACACACGUAUUGAGUAACUCUGUCUGCCUCGCGUUGUUCCUUGUUUUACAAUUUGUCACUGAAAUUCAGAUGGUCUUGUCAUUGUCUUGUCACUUAAAGAGUGAGCAAUUUUAGCUUUUGUUCACAAGAAGUAACUGCAAUUCACAGCCACUCUGUUCAUGUAAUUAAAUCCUUCAAUGAAGAUGAACUUCAGGAACUGCGUGUUUUUGUUAGCGUAUACAGUUUCAGUGAUUUCAUUUACUUUAGCAGAACAAGACAUAUAUGUUGUUCAUAUGGACAAGACAAAAGUCAGAUCAUUAGACAGUUAUCUUGGAAUAUCCAAAAGAUGGUAUGAAGAUGUUAUUAGUUCUAUAUCUGCUGAUAGUGAAGAGGAACAAGAAGAAAAGCCUCCUCAACUUCUCUAUGUAUAUGAAAAAUCCGUUUCUGGUUUUUCAGCAAAACUCUCCAAGAAACAACUCGAAUCACUAAAACAAGUUGAUGGAUUCCUCACAGCUGUGCUGGAUGAAAUGUUAAGCCUACACACAACUCAUUCACCUCAGUUUCUUGGGCUGAAAAGUGGCAGAGGACUUUGGGGUGCUCCAAAUUUGACCUCUGAUGUGAUUGUUGGCAUGAUUGAUACUGGAAUUUGGCCUGAACAUGUAAGUUUCCAUGAUUCUGGAAUGCCACCGGUGCCUUCUCAUUGGAAAGGCAAAUGUGAAGCUGGAACUAAAUUUAUGCGAUCAAAUUGUAAUAGGAAGAUUAUUGGUGCAAGGAUUUUUUCCAAAGGAUAUGAAGCUGCUGCAGGGAAAAUCAAUGAAAAAAAGGAUUAUAGAUCACCGCGAGACUCACAAGGACACGGAACACAUACUGCUUCAACAGCAGCUGGAAAUCUUGUCAAUGGUGCCAACCUUUUCGGUUUGGCUAAAGGCUUGGCUGGUGGUAUGAGCUAUGGAUCAAGAAUUGCAGUUUACAAAGCUUGUUUCAUGUUAGGCUGCUCAAGCUCUGACGUUUUAGCAGCUAUUGAUCAAGCUGUUAUUGAUGGGGUGGAUGUAUUGUCACUUUCUUUAGGAGGCUUGCCAAAGCCAUUUUAUGUAGAUAAUAUAGCUAUUGCUGCAUUUGGUGCAGUCCAACAUGGGGUCUUUGUUUCAUGUUCAGCAGGAAAUUCAGGGCCUUUGAAUUCAAGUGUUGGCAAUGCAGCACCGUGGAUUAUGACUGUUGCAGCAAGCUCGUUGGACCGCAGCUUUCCAACUACUGUCAAGCUUGGAGAUGGACAUGUUUUUAAAGGAGCUUCAUUGUACACAGGCAAGCCUACAAUGCAAUUGCCACUUGUUUAUGGAAGAACAGCAGGUGGGGAAGAAGCUCGAUUUUGCACCAAUGGGACACUAUCUUCAAGAUUAGUCAAAGGCAAGAUUGUUGUCUGUGACAAAGGAAUCAAUGCCAGAGCUGAAAAGGGAGAGCAAGUGAAAAUAGCUGGUGGAGCAGGAAUGAUUAUGGUUAAUAGAGUUGAAGAAGGAGAUGAACUUUAUGCCGAUGCUCAUGUCCUGCCUGCCACAUCUUUGGGUGCUUCAGCUGGCAUUGCUAUCAAGAAUUACAUUAACUUGACAAAAACUGCCACAGCUUCAAUCAAAUUUGAGGGGACAGUUUAUGGCAAUCGCGCACCAAUAGUAGCUGCCUUUUCCUCUAGAGGACCUAGUGCAGCUGGACCAGAUAUUAUAAAGCCGGAUGUUACUGCUCCAGGAGUGGACAUAUUAGCUGCCUGGCCUCCAAAUAUCAGCCCAUCAAUGCUAAAGAGCGAUAAGAGAAGCAUGCAAUUCAACAUUCUUUCUGGCACUUCCAUGUCUUGUCCUCAUGUCAGUGGACUAGCUGCAUUGCUUAAAUCUGUCCAUAGAGAUUGGUCACCAGCAGCAAUCAAGUCAGCACUACUGACAACUGCUUAUACCCUUGACAAAGAAAGAACUCCAAUAGCAGAUGCUGUUUCCGAGACUUCAAUAUCAGCUACACCAUUCACCUUUGGCUCGGGACAUGUUGAUCCUGAAAGGGCUUCUGAUCCAGGCCUUAUCUACGAUAUCUCAACCGAGGAUUACCUACAUUAUAUCUGUAGCCUAAACUACAACUCUUCCCAAAUAGCCCUUUUGUUGAGAGAAAAUUAUACUUGUCCUACUAGUCAUUCAUUUCAAUCACCUGGUGAUCUAAACUACCCUUCUUUCGCUGUACUUUUCGACAGCAAGAACCAACAUGUGAUCCAGACAUUUAAAAGAACUGUGACAAAUGUUGGGACCCCUAGGAGUACUUACAGUGUACAAGUGGAGGCACCUUAUGGAGUAUCAGUCACUGUGAAGCCAAAAAUUCUGAAAUUUCAGAAAAAAGGUCAGAAAAUGAGAUACAAAGUGAGGUUUGUUGUUGCAAAGGGAAAAAGGAGUCCUGGUGAUUCAACAUUUGGAUCACUGACUUGGAUUUCAAGAACACAUAUAGUUAGAAGCCCCAUUGCUACCACAUGGCAUUAACUCAAAGAGGGUAAAAUUUGAUGACAACAUCCAAUCCUUGAAACUGUCAAUGUAUUCUUCUGGAUAAAAACUAACUAGUUGAAUCAAAAUAUUACUAUUUGCUUAACUACUUCUGAGUUCAUAGGCCUCAUUAGUCAUUAAUUUUCUCUCUCUAGUUUUCCCUUGUUUCAACAAGAGCAUAAUUAUUGAAUUGAUGUGUCUCCUUGGAGAGAUAUUUAUCUGUUCAAACAAAUACUGUAUUGCAGGAAAAGAAAU
Messenger RNA from Solanum dulcamara, 2884 nucleotides. Its product is annotated as subtilisin-like protease SBT1.1. The record is from RefSeq and is a predicted model, not a curated record. Gene Ontology annotation, molecular function: serine-type endopeptidase activity. NCBI's taxonomy places the organism in Eukaryota, Viridiplantae, Streptophyta, Magnoliopsida, Solanales, Solanaceae. The coding region runs from base 323 to 2629 and encodes 768 amino acids. The transcript is spliced from 2 exons. Gene Ontology annotation, biological process: proteolysis.